Molecule: messenger RNA, 744 nt
Organism: Cyphomyrmex costatus
Lineage: Eukaryota; Metazoa; Arthropoda; Insecta; Hymenoptera; Formicidae
Exons: 2
Coding region: 1-744 (247 amino acids)
Biological process (GO): DNA integration
Molecular function (GO): nucleic acid binding
Source: RefSeq, a predicted model, not a curated record
AUGAUUGUGAUUCCGACUACAUUACGUAAAGAAGUCCUGCAAGAACUACAUGCCGGACAUUUUGGCAUGACUAAAAUGAAAGGUUUAGCGCGAAGCCACUGUUGGUGGCCCGGAAUCACACGCGAUAUCGAGACGGUUGUAAAAGAAUGCGUCGAAUGCAAUACAGUCGCAAACGCACCGAAAAACGCUGAAACACAUGUGUGGGAAACACCCACUGCGCCUUUCGUGCGAUGGCACAUCGAUUUUGCAUACAAAGACAAUACGAUGUUCUUUAUAUGUGUCGACGCGUUUACGAAAUGGCCGGAAGUUUAUAUUGUUCAAAAUAUGCUUAUAGAACCGACCAUCGAUAUUUGUAAAGAAAUCUUUGCGAGAUUUGGAUUACCGAAAGUUAUUGUAAGCGAUAACGGUCCUACCUUCACAUCUCAGCGUUUUCGACAAUUCCUUCAGGCUUACGGCAUUACGCAUAAAACCUCUGCUCCUUUUCAUCCCGCAUCAAAUGGGCAAGGAGAGUUACAAUCUACGGGUGUCCAAAAAACUGUAGAAGAUUGCGAUUAUUAUACUCCGCCGGACGAAACUGAGUCGUCAGAGCCCGCAAUCGAGAGCGAUACCGACCCGGGGCUUGGUGUGUUUUCGAGCGCGGAAUCGAUGCCGGGCCUCGGAAUCGUACCCGCGGUUCGCACACUUAGACUUAGGAAUAAACUCAAGGCACCUGAACGUUUGCAGUACCACCACGCGGAAAAAUGA